Molecule: messenger RNA, 3204 nt
Organism: Octopus bimaculoides (California two-spot octopus)
Lineage: Eukaryota; Metazoa; Mollusca; Cephalopoda; Octopoda; Octopodidae
Biological process (GO): piRNA processing
Cellular component (GO): mitochondrion
Molecular function (GO): RNA endonuclease activity producing 5'-phosphomonoesters, hydrolytic mechanism
Source: RefSeq, a predicted model, not a curated record
AUAGACAACAACAACACAACAUCUAUAAAAUGACGUUCGUAACAUCGUCUUUCUAUUUAGGAAUUUUAACAGGGACAAUAAUUUACCUGUAUUUAAUAAAGCAGGUAAAAAAUAAACAGAAAACAAGGAAGAAAUCACUUGGCAGUAAAGUGUUAUUUUUCCCUGAUAAGCAAAUUGCCUGUAAAUCACAUUUUGUUGACGAGUCAGGUUGUACAAGCUUCCCGUGUCAUUAUUCGCAUUCGCCUACAAGUCUGAGUUUUCUCUUCCAGUUGUUAUGUUCAGCUCGUAAGUCAAUUGAUAUAUGUGUCUACAUCAUCUCGUGCCACGAUUUGGUCGACAUUCUCAUCAAACUCAAUGCAAUGGGAGUCGCUAUUAGACUCAUUACUGAUGACGAGUAUGAAGAUGUAAAUAACUCGUGGAUUUGGAAACUUCGUAGUCAAGGUAUUAUGGUCAGAACUGAUAAAACACAAUUCCUCAUGCACCACAAAUUUGUCAUCAUUGACAGCAAAAUCGUGUGUAGUGGCUCAUUCAACUGGACUUCUGAUGCAAUCACAGUUAACCAUGAACACUUGACCAUCAUUAGAGACUAUGCUGUUGUCACAAAGUACUCCUCAGAAUUUGCAAAAUUGUGGAACUAUUUUAAAUAUCAGUCCAAUCCAUCAGUGAAUUACACAUCCGAGGACUCACAAAGUAAAGAAAUUAGAUUCAAGAGAAGAUGAUUUUCAUUGAUUUCAUCUAAAACAUAUUUGUUUUCACAAUUCUCAUCUUCUCCGUCUUUCUCCAUGUCUUUUUUCCUACACAUACUUUUACUCUCGUCAACUUCAUUCUUCUUUCCAUUGUUGCAACUAUCCCUGUUGAACAUAGCUAAAAUUCCAUCUCAUUAUCAUAAAAAUUGGUAAGGCGGUGAGCUGGCAGAAUCGUUAGCACGCUGGGCAAAAUGCUUAGCAGCGUUUCAUCUGUCUCUACAUUCUAAGUUCAAAUUCCACCGAGGUUGACUUUGCCUUUCAUCCUUUCGGGGUCAAUAAAUUAAGUACCAGUGAAACAUUGGAGUCAACAGAAUCGACUAGUCCUCUCCGCCAAAAUUUCAAACUUUGUGCCUAUGGUAGAAAGGAUUAUCAUUAAAAUCAGUGACACCAUUACGGUCAGCUCUCAUUUCAUCUCUUUUUGGUGGUAUCCAACAGAAAAUCAACAAUAGAUUGACCAGAAAUAAAGAAAAAAUUAUUCAAAUUGUUAAUCUUAUCUAUCCUCUGAUUCACCAGUCAGCAAUUCAGUGGGAAUUAUCUAAAAUUAUCAGCAAAUAUGACAAACUGUAUUCUACAUACACACACAUGCUCAUUUCUGUGUCCGUCUGUAUAUAUAUAUAUAUAAAAUAUAUAUAUAUAUAUAAAAUAUAUGCAUAUAUAGUUUAUAUAAAAGUAUAGUUAUAUAUAUAUGUAUGUGUGUGUGUAUGUGUAUGUUUUCCCAACUACAUGGUUCUGGGUUCAGUCCCUCUGCAUAGUAUUUUGGGCAAGUGUCUCCUACUAGAGUCCCAGGCUGACCAAAGCCUUGUGAGUGGAUUUGGUAAACAGAAGCUGAAAGAAGACAGUUGAGUGUGUGUGUGUGUGUGUAUACAAGGGCGUAUCCAAAAGAAACCAGAAUUUUUGCAAUAUUAUUUUAUCUACUUAGUUUUACAUGUUUACACAUUUAUCGCCUUCAAAGUAUUAUCCGUUUGAAGCAAUGCAACAGUCCAGAUGCAUUUUCCACUGUUCAAAGCAGUUCUGGAACUCUUGUGAAGUGAUGCCUCCAUCGUCUUUUUUCUUCUCCUCCACAUCUGCAAAACGUUUUCCUUUUAGGAAUUUUUUUAUUCAGGGUAACAAAAAAAGUCACGGAGCAAAUUCAACUUCCAACUGUUCUUUCUGUUCACAACACACAUUCAGUUGUAACUGCUUUUGAUCUGUGAGCAAAUGAAGCACAAAUUUUGCUGCAACUCUUUUCAUUGAGAAUUCCUCAUUCAAAAUUCGUUGACAGGAACUCCAGGAAACACAGUUAUAUCAGCAAGUUCAUCAGUUGUUCAGCAGCGGUCCUCCAAGAUCAGUUCAUGAAUUUUUGUGAUGUUUUCAUUCGUUCAGGGGGUCGAUGGUUGCCCUGAAUGAGGUUGGUCUUCAAGUGACAACUAACCAUUCCUAAAACAUGAAAACCACUUGUAAACUUGUGUUUUGGACAUGGCAGCAUCCUUGUAAGCUGUUUGAAGCAUGACAACUGUUUUGGCUGCUGUUUGCCCCUGCAGGAAACAAUUUCACGGAAGCACGCUGUUCCUUUGUUUCAGCCAAAGACAUGCUACAUGGUAGUACGACUUCACAUGAUGCUGUCGGUUGGCAGACUGCUGCUCAAGGGUUGCAUCAAGUGUCUUCUAGCGGUGGAAGCCUGAGAGAACGUUUCCAGUUACUUUAGGGUAUCUCCUUGUAUAUAUAUUAUAUAUAUAUAUAUAUACACUCACUACAUAGAUACAUGUGUGUGCACGUGUUUGAGUUUUCUUGUCUUGACAACACAUGGUUGUUGUAAAUGAGUGUCGCUUGUUCAAGCAGUGUCAUUUGCAGUAUUCUAAGAAAAUAUUACCUUGCUUGUAAACAGGUCAGUGUUGGCAACAGAAAGGGCAUCUGGUUGUAGAAAAUUUGUUUCAAUAAACUCCAGCCCAUGCAGGCAUAGAAAAGUGGACAUUAAGACAACGAUGUAUAUCUGAAUAUAUAUAUGUGUGUGUGUAUGUGUUUAUAUAUAUAUAUAUAUAAUAUAUGUAUGUGUGUGAAUAUAUAUUGUGGAUGUAUGCACAUGCACACAAAGUGAUGAAUGUAAUGGUACAAAAAAUUUUUUUACUAUGUUUAUAAAGUAUCAUUUGAACGAUUGAGAAAUGUCUUUCACCUCAAUAUUUCAUCCUUAUUCUCAGAACCAUUAGCAGACCGGGCAAAAUGCUUAGCAGUAUUUCAUCUGUCUUUACGUUCUGAGUUCAAAUUCCGCCAAGGUUGACUUUGCUUUUCAUCCUCUUGGGGUCGAUAAAUUAAGUACCAGUUGCAUACUGGGGUUGGUCUAAUCGACAGGCCCCCUCUCCCAAAAUUUCGGGUCUUGUGCCUAGAGUAGAAAAGAAUAUUUCAUUCUUAUUCUGCAUAUCUAUUUUCUCAUUGAAAGUUGUAUUUUUAUAAUAAAGCCUUUUUGAAGAAAAAUUUGUAUUUU